CACGACAUGGAGCCAGGAAACCAAACCACUAUUUCAGAAUUUACUCUCCUGGGGCUCUCUGAAGAGGAAGAGCUGCAGCCUCUCCUGUUUUGGGUGUUCCUAUCUCUGUACCUGGUCACCUUCAUUGGAAAUCUUCUGGUCACCUUGGCCAUUAUCACUGAUUCUCACCUCCACAUGCCCAUGUACUUCUUCCUCUCCAACCUGUCCUUUGCUGACAUCUGUUUCACCUCCACCACCAUCCCAAAGAUGCUGGUGAACAUCCAGACACAGAGCAAGGUCAUCACCUAUGCAGGCUGUCUCACCCAGAUGUAUUUUUUCAUGCUCUUUGGAGGAUUAGACAACUUCCUCUUGACAGUGAUGGCCUAUGACCGGUUCGUGGCCAUCUGUCACCCCCUGCACUACACGGUCAUCAUGAAUCCCACAUUCUGUGGCAUCUUGCUUCUGGCAUCCUGGUUGUUGAGUGUUCUGGAUGCUCUAUUACACUGCUUAAUGGUUUUGCAACUGUCUUUUUGUACGGAGUUGGAAAUCCCUCACUUUUACUGUGAACUUAAUCAGGUGAUUCAAUUGGCAUGUUCAAAUACCUUCCUCAACAACCUAGUAAUAUAUUUGGCAAGUGGACUUGUGGGUAUUAUUCCACUCACUGGGAUCCUGUUCUCUUACUCUAAAAUUGUAACAUGUAUUUUAAGAAUUUCAUCAGCUGGGAGCAGGUAUAAAGCAUUUUCUACAUGCAGGUCUCACCUGUCAGUUGUCUCAUUGUUCUAUGGUAUGGGACUUGGAGUGUGCCUUAGUUCAGCCUCUUUCCAAAACUCCAGGGCAAGCGCGAUUGUCUCAGUGAUGUAUACUGUGGUCACGCCCAUGCUGAACCCCUUCAUCUACAGUCUGAGAAACAAGGACAUAAAGCAGGCCCUGCAGAAGCUCCACAGACAUUUGGAAUGUCACUAG
Messenger RNA from Tupaia belangeri chinensis (Chinese tree shrew), 942 nucleotides. Its product is annotated as olfactory receptor 7A17-like. Lineage: Eukaryota; Metazoa; Chordata; Mammalia; Scandentia; Tupaiidae. Gene Ontology annotation, molecular function: olfactory receptor activity; G protein-coupled receptor activity. The transcript is spliced from 2 exons. Gene Ontology annotation, biological process: G protein-coupled receptor signaling pathway. The coding region runs from base 7 to 942 and encodes 311 amino acids. Gene Ontology annotation, cellular component: membrane. The record is from RefSeq and is a predicted model, not a curated record.